AUGUCUACCCCGUUUGACCAAUCAUAUGACACCCAGGAGGAAAUGGCCGAGGCAUUACGUGAUUACGCCAUCUCGCAGGGCUACGUCGUCGUUACUCGCACGUCCAAUCCGGGCCGCAAUUUUCGGAUGAAAUGCGAUCGGGGUGGUAAAUACGACACCAGAUGGUUUAAAGAUAAGCCGGAAGACUACGAACCACUCAAAAAGAAGGGAUCAAUGGUCGAUAAUUGCCCUUUUUGGAUAUAUUGUAUGCGCUCGGCUAAGGCAAAUUCGGAUAAAUGGCAUGGUAAAUGGCACGUGCAACGGUCCCAUCUUGUUCAUAACCAUACAAUCGAUCACACUGAGCUGAUUAACCAUCCGAGGGCUCGGACGAAACGAUUUAAAAAUGAGCACAAAGCAAAGCUUAAAGCUUAUCUUUACGUCGGUACCCCUACCCGGAACACUCUUCAUCUCAUCCGAAAUGAGUAUCCCGACCUUCUUAUCACAUCUCAGGAUCUAUACAACCUAAAUAAGCAAUUUGAACGUGAAAUUGUAGGGAAUAUGACGUCGGCACAAUAUCUUGAGAACCAAUUAAAAGCUGGCAAUUGGUUUUAUGAUAGCAAACAGGACGAAAGUGGUAAUUUGACUUAUCUGGUCUUUGCCCAUCCGAUAUCGAUUGAGUACGCCCGUAAGUAUAAUCGGGUUUUUCUUAUGGAUUGUACCUAUAAGACUAAUCGCUUUCGGAUGCCUCUCUUUCAUCUGAUUGGUCUAUCUCCUUGUAAUACUACAUUUAGUAUUGCUUUUUGUCUGAUGUCAGAGGAAAAUGAGGUAUCCUAUACGUGGGUCCUACAAACAAUAUUUGGCUGGAUCGGUCCGAUAUCUAGCCAUAACCCUACUUUGUGUUCUGAUCGAGAACUUGCAUUGGUUAAUGCAAUUGAUUAUCUGUACCCUGAUUGGUCCCAUUUAUUGUGUAUUUGGCAUAUCAACCAGGCAGUGAUCAAAUAUUGCAAAAAGCUCUUUGUUCGGCCUGAUAAAAAGAAGGCUAAACGAAAUCGGACCGAAGCUGAGCGGAAGCAAGAUGAGAUUGAGGAGGCAGAUCAGCAGAAAGCUUUCAAAUUGUUCUAUUCUGAUUGGCACUACGUGGUUGCGUCACCAAAUAAGGCUGAUUAUGAGCAGAGAUGGGCUGAUUUUGUUUGCUAA
Molecule: messenger RNA, 1176 nt
Organism: Penicillium manginii
Lineage: Eukaryota; Fungi; Ascomycota; Eurotiomycetes; Eurotiales; Aspergillaceae
Product: transposase
Exons: 1
Coding region: 1-1176 (391 amino acids)
Source: RefSeq, a predicted model, not a curated record